This is a messenger RNA of Ustilago hordei, 1107 nucleotides long. RefSeq lists its product as uncharacterized. NCBI's taxonomy places the organism in Eukaryota, Fungi, Basidiomycota, Ustilaginomycetes, Ustilaginales, Ustilaginaceae. The record is from RefSeq and is a predicted model, not a curated record. The transcript has a single exon. Bases 1 to 1107 code for a protein of 368 amino acids.
AUGAGUCUGUUCGCAUCGCAGCGACUGCCUUCCGGUCACAAUGUCCUCAUCCAACAGUCACGAUCCCCUGGCGCUUACCGCAUGUACAGCGUGCUAGAGGGAAGACGCGAGAUCAGGUUGGUCCCCUUACGUAUCAGAAGCGGCAGCAAACUCAACAACACAGCUUCAGCAUCCCGCCUGCAUCGCUCAAGAUCCCGCCUGUUGGACCCACAUCCUCGAGUCACCAGUAACAGUCACAAGCACGUUGCCAAAUUCUUCGACAACAUCGCAGCCAUGCAAGAGGAGGAAAACCACUGGCAAGAUAUCAAAGAGCCUCGUUCCAGACGUUCGACCAAUCAAAUCAAGGGAAAAGACUUCAACUUUCUCCAACAACAGCUCGAGAGGACGAACUUGUGGAAGCACCAGGAAGAUCGGAUUCUCAGAGAGGGUCUGAAUAUAAUCCCCAAACAUCGUCCAGCCGGGCAAGGCGUCUCAAGGUCUCAAAACCUCGCUCAUCAUCGCGUCAACAAGCGACGUGGGACGCUAGCGCAACAGCAACAAGCUCAACGACUGGCCCAGCUUGAGGCUCAGCAGUGGAUCAUCUUGGCCGAGCUCAAGCGUCUCUCACUCAACAAUAAGGCUCAAGAUGAACUUUUGCGAGAGAUGAGAUCAUUACUCGAGGCUCAGCAGCCAUUUAAGGUGUCCAAAGAUCCUUCCAUGUUUUCCAGGGCCAUGAGUGUCGUCACAGAGCUGCGAGAUUGGCUGCGUGUCACUCUCUCCGAAAUGCUGCAAGACGCGACAGAAGCUCGCAAUCUAGCUCCUGCCGAAGAGAAACCUAGUGGACGCCAGGUUAUUAGUAGGAACGCCGUCAAGGCCAUCUCCUUUGGGCUUUUCUAUCCGAUCCUCCACUAUCACGCUGUGACUACCAGUGCGGCUGACAUCAUGGGGGUUUUCUUGCAGACUGCUUCGUUGCCAAUGGUCCUCGCCAUGAACCCUAGCGUAGCCAAAGCAUGUCAUCGAAUCAAAAAGAGAGGAGUGCUGAAAGGUCUCUUCGGUGGCAAGAAGCUCCGUCGCUCUCUCUCCAGCUCUCUCUCCAGUCACGGAUAUCGAAAAGAUGUUAGGAGGUAA